Paramecium sonneborni is the source of this 1351-nucleotide messenger RNA. The record is from the annotation of a GenBank genome assembly. NCBI's taxonomy places the organism in Eukaryota, Ciliophora, Oligohymenophorea, Peniculida, Parameciidae.
AUUUAUGGGCUCCGUUGUAGGAAACAAUUAAUAAUAGAGAGUAUCAGCUCCUAAUCCUUAAUAAAUAUAACAGUAAAGCACAUCUCAUAGAAAUGUUGAUUUGGAAUUAUAUUUAAAAGAAGCCAAAUAAUGGAAUUAAAGAUAAGAAUAAAUUGAGUUUGUAAGCUAAUAAAGUUAACGUCUUGAACCAAAGUAAGAAAUUGUUUAUAUUUCUAAAUAGAUUAAAAAUUCAAGAAAAUAAUUAUACAUUAAAUUAAUUCAAAUCAGGUGUCUCAUAUAAUGAAGAAGAGUUAAUUAAACCCAAUGUCCCUAUAUAGGAUUCAAAAUUAUUGUAACAUUAAUAAGAAGAAAUUAAAGAAGAAAAAUAAAUUAUUAUAGAAAAUCAAUUUAUAAUUGAUUAAAAAGUUCUUUAAACUGAAAUGCAAGGAGUCUCACCAAUUAUUGGCUUAGAUUUAACAUAAACAGUAGAAAAUUAAUAAACAUAAUUUAUUUCUGAGUUUAUUAUUGACAAAUUACCUUCAAAAUUUAAAGAAUUUUAUGAUUAAUAUGGUUCUUAUAAACCACCUCCUGAUUAAUAAAUCUAAUUUGAUAUAGAAACCAAACUAAUUACUUUAGAAGAUAAUUCUUAUUAUUAAGGCAAAAUAUAAAAUAAUAUGAAACAAGGAUUUGGUUAUCAUUUAACAGAAAAUGAAUUUUAUGAAGGAUAUUUUGAAGAUGAUUAAAGAAAAGGUUGGGGAAGAGUUAUAAGUUUUAAUGGAUAUACAGUAAUAUAUAAAUUAAACAAUAUUUUAGAGUGGUUAUUGGUAGGAUGGUUAAAUCUAAAAAGAAAUGGAGAUAAAACAACAAAAUUAUUCAUAUAAAGGUUAAUGUGAAAAUUCAAUACCUCAUGGAUAUGGAGUUUUAGAUAAACCAGAAUAUAUUUAUAAAGGAUAUUUUUCAAAUGGAAAAAGAGAAGGUAAAGGUACAAAUUAAUUAAAACAUGCAAAUGAAAUAUAUGAAGGUGAAUUUGUUAAUGAUAAAUUUAAUGGAUAUGGAACAUUGUAUUAUGCAAAUGGUAAAAAGUAUUAAGGAAAUUUUAAAAAUAAUAGACCAGAUGGUUUAGGAGAGAUGCAUUGGCCAUCACCAGAAUAUAAAUAUUACAAAGGUUAAUAUUUUUAUAUAAUAUUUUUUAGGAGAUUUCGUUAAUGGUUAAAGAGAAGGAAAAGGAUAUUUUAAAGAUUUUGAUAAUUCUGAAUAUGAUGGAUAAUGGAAAAAUGACAAAAAAAAUGGAUUAGGAAAAUUUUAGGGAAAUGGAAUAGAAAUUAUAGGAAAAUGGAAAGACGGAGUUUUUCUGGAUGAAGAAUAACAUUGA